Opisthocomus hoazin is the source of this 659-nucleotide messenger RNA. Lineage: Eukaryota; Metazoa; Chordata; Aves; Opisthocomiformes; Opisthocomidae. The record is from RefSeq and is a predicted model, not a curated record.
AUGUCUAAACUCGACUCAGAGCUGCCUGUGCUGGCGCAGCCGUCUCUUCGAGCUGUACCUUGCCAAGCCUCUCUGUUCGUACAGGACGCCUGCAGUGGCAGCAGUAUCCUGGCCAACGCUCGCCUGUGGGGAGUCCAGAUCUUGCACGUGGAUGAAAUGUUGUCGUAUGUUCAACAGCUGCUGCACGCCGUCUCAGGAGCAAGGAAACGGUGCCAGAAGACCGAGACAAAAUGCCUUCCAUCCGGAUCAAGGGUUCGCAGAGGCAAACUGAAGCCCCCUUUUCUGAAGGUUGAAGACCAGAGCAGGCAAUUCCGACCCUUCCAUCACCAGUUCAAGAGCUUUCCUGACCUGAACUUCCUGGCACCCAAAAGCUCCAGCCCAUUUGAACCUCCCAAAAGCCCCUCGCGUUCGUGCAGAGCCAGGGGUCUGGAGGACUGUCCCAUGCGCAGCGAGGGCGAGAGGAGCCCCCGAUCCACACCGGUCGCUACGCCGAAGAAAAAGAGGGGGUUUUGCGAGUGCUGCCAGGAGACCUUUGAAGAGCUGCAGCAGCAUCUCCAGAGCCCCCAGCACCAAGGGUUCGCGCUGGACGACUCUCAGUACGCGCCCGUGGACCGCGUCAUCUCGCAGCUCACCCACAGCUUUGUGCAGCAGUCAGCCGA